UUUAUUUUGCGCCAGAUGGCCUGCAACCAUGAAGCAGAUCUCGUUCCGGUUAUUUUAGUUACAAUUAUUGACUAUUUUUCCGAUGGACCGCUGUUGCUAUGCAAGAGAAAGCCUUGUUCCCUCAAAGUCGAGACAACAGCUGAUCAAGAACAAUCUGAAUAUUUUAUUUUAUUUCAUAUGUGUGUCUAUAAUCAGUUGAAAAAGGGACAAACAGUUACUUGCUCCAAUAUUUGGCGUUCUAAGUUUCCUCUUUCUCUUUGUGAUACAUACUCCAACUUCUAUCUUCUUGUAUCUGACUCGAAAACAAUGAUAGUUUCUCAUGCCACUGAGUCAGGCUCUCCCUCGCUUAGUGAAUGCAGUUUUGUAAAGAAUCCAUUUAAUUUAUUUGAGGCAAUGAUAAACGAAUUUAAUCUGCAGCCAGAUGACAUAAUUUGGCUCAUGGAUCUAUGGAUAACUUUAGAGGAUGUUAGAGCACUCAUAAUCAACUCUAUGGACCUAUUUAACGUGAGCUAUUGUGACAAUUUAUCUUGCUUUAUGCUAUUUUGUGACUACAUCUCUUAG
Molecule: messenger RNA, 561 nt
Organism: Protopolystoma xenopodis
Lineage: Eukaryota; Metazoa; Platyhelminthes; Monogenea; Polystomatidea; Polystomatidae
Source: the annotation of a GenBank genome assembly